AUGGCGCCUCAAGACUCCUUCAUCGACGAUGAGGACGACACAUGUCCUCUUUGCAUCGAAGAAUUUGAUCUGUCCGACAGGAACUUCCGACCAUGUCCUUGCGGCUACCAGAUCUGUCAGUUUUGCUUCAACAACUUGAAGAACAAUCUGAACGGCUUGUGCCCUGCCUGCCGCCGACCUUAUGACGAAAAGACCAUACAAUGGAAGGUCGUCACGCAGGAAGAGGAGGCUGAGUUCAGAUUGAACAUACAAAAGAACCAGAAGAAGCGAGCUACCGAGCAACGACAAAAGGAAGUCCAGAAACGCGAAGCCGAAAAGGAGAACCGAAAGAAUCUCGUUGGCGUUCGUGUUGUUCAAAAGAACCUGGUUUAUGUGACCGGUCUGACACCGACUGUCCGCGAAGACGAGCUCCUCAAGACGUUACGGAAACCCGAGUUCUUCGGCCAGUACGGCAACAUCCAAAAGAUUUCCAUAUCGAAUCGCAAAUCUGCAGAGGGACAGCCUCAGUCUCUUGGGAUCUACGUGACCUUUGAGAGGAAAGAGGACGCCGCUCGAUGCAUACAGGCCGUAAACGGUUCGCAAAAUGGCGACCGCGUCCUCAAAGCCCAGCUCGGCACAACGAAAUAUUGCUCGGCCUGGUUGCGUCACGAGCAGUGUGGCAACCGUCAGUGCAUGUUCCUCCACGAGCUCGGCGACGAGGAAGACAGCUACACGAGACAGGACCUCUCGUCCCUGAAUAGUGUCGGUACCCAGCGUCCGCUCUCGACGGCAGCUUCCUCCUCUUCACGUUCCGCUUCACGACAAGCAGCACCUCUUCUGCAAGCCGCCACUGUUGGCUCUCAACCUAUGGCACGCUCUAAUAGCAAAGAUGGUUCUGAUUCAGGUGAUGGCCCUGCUCUGCCAGCAACGGCAAGCUGGGCUCGGAGUACACAACAGCGCAGCCGGCGUGGCAGCCAUGCGACCAGUGCCACUGCGGCUAGUCCAGCUAUAUCGCAAUCGUUGCCCGCGACAACCGAGUCCGUCCGCGAGGAUCCAGAGCACCCCCCGCUACCAGAGCCGUCGACAAGCCGCAAGACAGAGAAGCAACCUGCACCUUCGACCAAGUCCAAAGCCAACAAAAACGCAGAGAAGCCUCCCGCUCCGAAGCCCAAGUCCGACGCUUUUGACUUUAGCAUCGUUCUCAAAAUUCUUGCGGCGUGUCCGGCGGAUGCUUUCGCGCCACCCAAAGAGGCUGAGGACGUCUUCCCACCACUUUUCGACAUCCACGGCGGCCAGCGACGUAGAGCACUGCGCGUCGAGGAGGAGAACCGCUCAACCGAGCAAGAAGAACCAACCAAUCAAGUAGAGCCUUCCGAGGAGGAGCCUGAGAGUGGCAGCUUGGCGCUUGGAGGAGAACCUGAGGACAGAGAGCCAAGUCGCGACGGUGCUUUUGGCCAGAGGCGCAACACGACACAGCCUCCAAUCCAGCGCAAUAGCACCGAAGGGAUUUUCAGCCCAGCUAUCGGCUAUGGCCAAAGCUCCACGCCCAGCGGCUCCGUGGGAGGUCGUUCCAUGACCCCCCAGCAGUUUCUCCAAGCCAGGGGGAGCUUUGUUGAUCAGAUGCCGCCUGGCAUUGCUACCCAGCAGUCGUCUCUGUUUCAGGGACAAGGCCACUCACGGGGACAUUCGCGAUACAGCUUCGCCAAUGAGGGCACUUCCAACUCCACAAAGGUCAACCUCGCGACCGAUCCCCGGAUUAUGGCUCAACAGUCGUCGAUGAUGCCGUCAUCCUUUCGUGCGCAACCUGGCAGUCAGUUCUACAGCACCUCCAUCCCCGGCCCGCCUCCGGGGCUGAAAUCAACCGGAACCCCCCCUGUCGGUGGCAUGUUUGGCCAAGGGCACGCUUUUGGCGGAUCAGCCUUCAACGACGCGGCUUCGCUUGCGGACAAGUCGAACCUACUUCAACUUUUGAAUCGAGGCCGGACUUCGGGCAGCACGCCUGCGCAUGACGCUGGAAAGCGUGAGUACUUCUCUUCUUUUCCGAAUCAGUUCCCAAGUUCCUCUUCCUCCUCUACCCUUGCUCCUGCUCCUGCUUCGGGCAACCCGUUGGCAUCGCUGUACGGUUCUCAACCGGUAGCAUUCCAAGACUUCGGACCAAAGCAGAAGAAGAAGGGGAAGAAGCACAGACAUGCUAACACUUCCUCCUCUGGGGGGAGUGGCUUAGUAGAUCUUGCGGACCCGAGUAUCCUGCAGGCGAGAAUGCAGCAUCAGCAACAGGGCAACGCCGCCGGAGUUGGACACGGGCUUUUUGGGGGUCAGUCUCAAGGUGGGUACAAUCCCAACAUGAUGUAUGGCGGCGGUGGCGGUGGCGGCAGCGGCGGCGGAUACAACAACCGAUGGUAG
Messenger RNA from Microdochium trichocladiopsis, 2382 nucleotides. RefSeq lists its product as uncharacterized. NCBI's taxonomy places the organism in Eukaryota, Fungi, Ascomycota, Sordariomycetes, Xylariales, Microdochiaceae. Gene Ontology annotation, biological process: protein ubiquitination. The transcript is spliced from 4 exons. The record is from RefSeq and is a predicted model, not a curated record. Gene Ontology annotation, molecular function: ubiquitin-protein transferase activity; RNA binding. Gene Ontology annotation, cellular component: CCR4-NOT complex. The coding region runs from base 1 to 2382 and encodes 793 amino acids.